Molecule: messenger RNA, 5044 nt
Organism: Gadus macrocephalus (Pacific cod)
Lineage: Eukaryota; Metazoa; Chordata; Actinopteri; Gadiformes; Gadidae
Gene: pdxkb
Product: pyridoxal (pyridoxine, vitamin B6) kinase b
Exons: 12
Coding region: 285-1208 (307 amino acids)
Biological process (GO): pyridoxal 5'-phosphate salvage
Cellular component (GO): cytosol
Molecular function (GO): pyridoxal kinase activity
Source: RefSeq, a predicted model, not a curated record
AUGCGUCUUGGUUUUCCUCCACUCUAGUGACGUCACGUCGGUUAGGUGGCCGCUCGCUGCCUGAAGAACCGCUCGUGCCCUUCACCGACCCGCUGAGCUUCGACAGCUGGUGAGUCAGCUGGUGAGCGAGGGACAUCCACCAGUCCAGGCUGGGUCGGUUCUAAGUCUUCCCUCGGUUAGCGGAGUGAGGAUCAUCACAUAGGGAGGACGGGUCAUCACAUCGGGACGACGGGUCAUCACAUCGGGAGGACGGACCAUCACAUCCCUCCUGGCUGCGGGUCGCCAUGGAGUGCCGCGUGCUGUCCAUCCAGAGCCACGUCGUACGGGGCUACGUGGGCAACAAGAGCGCCUCGUUCCCCUUACAGGUGUUGGGGUUUGAGGUGGACUCGAUCAACUCUGUUCAGUUCUCCAACCACACAGGUUAUUCCCAUUGGAAGGGUCAGGUGUUGACAGCAGAUGAGCUGCAUGUCCUCUACGAAGGCAUCAAACUCAACAACGUGCACCACUAUGACUACGUUCUAACAGGGUACUCCAGGGACACGUCCUUCCUGGAGAUGGUGGUGGACAUCAUCCAGGAGCUGAAGAGGGCCAACCCCAGUCUGGUUUAUGUGUGUGACCCUGUGCUUGGCGAUCAUGGUUCCAUGUAUGUGCCUGAAAACCUCCAUCCUGUCUAUAAGAACAAGGUGGUCCCGGUUGCUGACAUCAUCACUCCCAAUCAGUUUGAAGCAGAGUUAUUGACUGGGAAAAACAUCAGCACAGAGAAAGAGGCUGUGGAGGUGAUGGAUCUGCUCCAUGCGAUGGGUCCAGACACAGUUGUCAUCACCUCGUCUGACCUGCCCUCCAGACUGGGAGACCAGUUCCUGGUUUCUCUUGGAAGCCAACGCACUGUUCACCCAGACGGGAGCAGAUCCACACAGAGGGUGCGGAUGGACGUGCCCAAGGUGGAUGCUGUGUUUGUGGGCACUGGAGAUCUCUUCGCUGCUAUGCUGCUAGCAUGGACACACCACUAUCCCAAUGAUCUGAAGACAGCCUGUGAGAAGACCUUCUCAGUUAUGCACCAUGUCAUCCAGAGGACCAUAUCUUACGCACACGAGCUGGCCGGCCCUGGGAGGCGGCCCAGCCCGCCCCAGCUGGAGCUGCGGAUGGUCCAGAGCAAGGCUGACAUAGAGGACCCAGCUAUCGUCAUGAGGGCCACCGUCAUAUCCUAACAUCGACACCCUCAGACUCAUGCUCCACCUUAUAGCCCUGAAGAGAACACCUGAUGUUCCUCAUCAGUGAUCGCUCUCUGUACCCCCGAUAGUAGAACACCUUCAGUCCGUUGUCACCCUUACAAAACCUUUCCUUCUGUGGUACCCUAAACCCCCCUAUUUCCUUAGAUAGCCCCCCACACACACACACACACACACACACCAGCUCCCCUCCGAGCACCCUUAUGUGACACUUAAUCCUUAAGCAGUGCCGUAGAUUCAAUGUUAGCUGAAGAGGUUGUAGUGAAGUAAACCCAUCGUAGCUGUGCCACCAUUCUUGUGUGAAAAUUGCAACAAGUUGACUGCAAUGUCUUUUGCAGUCUUUUUACACAUUCCAAGACAUUGGUGAUGCUACCAGUGGCCAGGACUGAGGUUCAGGAGCGGAGGCGCUAGUUCAGUCGCUAACUGAAGACUAAAACGGUCCUAAUGGUGUCUAUCCUUUGUGUUGACCAAUACCUCCCCACCCGUUUUAAACCCCUGAAGAAGAAAUUAUGACCAAUUUCCACACUCCUCAUCCUAACCACAACAAAAAAAAGGAGAAAAAUACAUGCACAAUGUAUAGUUGAUGUAUAGAUGUUGUACUAUAACUGUAUUGGACCAUUUCUGUAUCUUCAAUGAGAUCUGUCUGUUGGACCAUUGAUGCUAGUGUACUAUAGACCACACAUACACAAUAACACCCAGACAGGUGGGGACCGAUCUGCCAUUCUGAUGUACUGAGGCUCGGGUGUUCCACUAGUCACUAGUUAAUACGGUUUUGUGGUUUCAUAGUUGUGAAAAAUGCUAGUUCUGAGCAUAGUCCUCUCACAGCACAUCUUAAGGAAGACCCCAUUGAGCAAAAAAAAGUUACCUGAGCCCUCAUUGGUCAAUUUAUCUUGAAUAAGCCAAUCAAAACUCUGCUUUGUCUGUGUCAUGACCCGCCCCAUGUGCAGUGCUGUCUUGAGAUCAGAUCGGCCCAGAAGGGGUAAUUCAAGUACUUGCGGGUCUCUAUUAUGGUGUAUCUAUGAUUGUGCGUCGAUGGUUAUGUGCCACCAAAAGGUUUUCUCUUCACAAAAAGCUCCUGAUUAAUUUCACGGCCUGCAGAAAUGAACCGGAAGACAUACCAGGCUAGUCAGUGGGCCUCCUUACGACGCAGAAGCAUAAUAAUCCCCCUUUCAGACCCUGUAGGAAGAAGUGGUGUUCUAUGAAGUCAAACAUUUAUUCACGCAUGCACUCUGGGCCCUCUUCAUAAAGGGCUCCAUUGACAGUCAUUUGGUGCAGAUUUGCUUUGAAGAGGUAUGUCCGAGGUUCAGAACAACCGCUAAGCGAGCUAGUAAUCUGUCAAUACUUGUGGCUUUUCCAAUCUGUAUGUACAUUUAAAUCAUUGGAACCAGGAUAUGUCACCUAUUCACAAAUGUCUCAAAGUAAAGCCAAUUCUCAUUAUUCUUGAUCCAUGAGCAAAAAACAACAACAAUAUCAGUUGAUUUUCUAACAUUGCUUCAUUUAGAAUAAUUCCCAGUGGAGGGUGACAGAGAAGAGCGAGAUGGGGAGUUAUAGGACGGUGGGAAGUUUGAUACCCAUGAUGUCGUGAGACACAGCCUGUGCCUUAUCCAACAUGCUACCAGGGCAACCUGGUAAUUUAAAUUUGACUGAUUUGACUCUUGGCAUGGUAACCGUCAGAUAGAACUCCCCUGCAUCCCUUCCUUACUGACUGGUUUAUGUGUUGACUAAAUGCCUUCGGAUCAUCAGUUACCUGUUUCAGUUGUUUGUUUUUGUGUGCCAAAAUGCACAUUUGAGAUGUAAGCCUUUGGCUGUCUUAAGUUCUUAUUCUCGUUCCUUCCUUCCUAAAAGAAAAUAUAAAGAAAACCAGCCUGUAGGGUUAAGACUCAUGAGACUCAACUAAAUUUUCAGGCUUCAGACAAACUAAAUCUGCCUUCCCUUGAUGCUCUGUUCAGUGGCAGGCAAUGGGUGUGCCAGUGAUAAGACCCCUCUGUACUUAUGUUGGUCCUCCAUCCACUGUACUGGGAUCAAGGACUCCUGCAGCCCAAUACACCAGUCACCCAUCAGAGUGGAGGAAAAUGGAGCGGAGAAUAGACUAAGAGGAGGAGAGUAAGCAUAGCUUCACUUCAGAUUUGACUACAAAUCACCAAGUCGUUACUCAGAAAAGAGAAAAUGUUCUAUCUGAAUUGCUGUUGAACAAAUCGGGAUUUGAAUAACCUCAAAGUCCUUUUCUGUGUGUCAGGGUAGGCUCAAGCUGUACCCAAGUGAUACUAAAUCACCCUUGUCUAAUGGAAAAUAAAUUAAAGGCUCUCUAAAAUAGCAGGAGGCAGUGUGUGUGACUCUGAUAAUCAUAUCAUAUUAUGCCCCGCCAGCAGUGACUGCCACAUUAAAAACAGUCAGCAGUGUUUGUUUGUCCAGCCAAUGAAAGACACGUGCGUGGUCCAAUCACCAACCAGCUCUCAUGAUGACCGCUAGAUUGGGUCCAAAACAUGUCAAACUUUGUAAUUAAAGAGGGUCUUUUUGGGGCAGGUGUGAAUGUUAUUUUUUUAUUCUGUUAGUGUGUAUUUAUAUGUGCCUGUCCGAGGUGUGUGUGUGUGUAUGUGUGUGUGUGUGUGUGUGUGUGUGUGUGUGUGUGUGUGUGUGUGUGUGUGUGUGUGUGUGUGUGUGUGUGUAUCUGAAUACCUAACUAAUUAUGCUCACAGGGUUUGUUAAAUGUGUACAUUUUUAUGUACGUAUGUGUGGUUGUGUAUGCGUUUGCUUGUUCAUGGGACAGAUAGAGCUGAGAAAUUGCUGGAUACAUGGAUAAAGUGGGAGAGGAGAGAGGAGAAGGGAUAUAAUGAGGGAGGGGAUGUUAAAGUGAGUGAUGAGGAGCGUCCAGAGGACAAUCAUUCUGUGCUACAGAUUGUUGUGUAGCAUUUUGUGCAGCUUGUUAAAAUUGACACAAUAUACAGUACGUGUAUACCUUUUCAUGGUUACAACCAUAGGUUUGGAAUACAGAAACUAUUCAGUUUAAAUCUGAUCUUGUAAUCUGAAGUAUUCGUCACGUUUUGGCUGAAACUCAUCAUCCCUCUUUAUUCUCUCCAUCUUCCGCUGUUUUAGCUCCCCACACUGUAACUGACCUUAAGAAUAUGUUGGGCCUCAUUUUACUAUGUAUUUAAUAUAAUGUCCUUAAUCAAUUCCCAUAUUGCCAGGGUAAAAUGUUGACUAAAAGUAUGGCGUUAAGGCGAAACACAUUGCAUGUCCUAGCUAUUGUUUAACAUAACGAGAAUCAAGGUGGUAAUGAUAUCUUACAAACAAUGAAUUUAAUAAAUACCAGUCUCUUGGUAAACAGCUAGAGGCUGCAUCUCAGCUAUAUCUCCUUCAGCAAUAGGUGUUGAUGAAGGAAAUAGAGAACAGCAAAGACAUUGCAAUCAUGAAAAUCCAAUGAGAUGUCUAUUCAAUUAGCAAUAAAUUCACAUAUCAUACAUGGGCCAGGUAUAGCUACUUCUGUCUCGCUGUGUCUCCUCCUCUUCUUUGUUUUGAUCAUUUCUCCUCGUCUCCUCUGGUGUGAACGCAUCUUGCCAUCCUGUUCCUGUUCUUGGUGGCAAAAUAACUGUGAAAAAAUUUAAAACUGAAAAAAAAACUAAAUUCAAUGAAGAGAAGUAAUAAUCAAUGUUUGGUAGCUGUUUUUAGUGCUUUGUUUUUGGAGCGUUACGAGUAUUUUCUAACAUGUUACAAUAAAAGAUUGUAGUGUACAAAUUUACAUUUAUAAAUUAUAUUAUGUAUAGAUAUAUAUGAAAAAUGUAUGUUCUGAUGCAAUAAAGAGACUAAGAGUAAAGAAA